CAAUGUAAAGUAUGCGGUAAAGGGUUUAGUACGAGUCGGAAUUUACAAAGACAUUGGAAAAUACACACUGGUGAUAAACCCCAUGAAUGUACAGUAUGCGGUAAAGGCUUUAGUAUGAGUAAUCACUUAAAGGGGCACAUGAGAAUACAUACUGGUGAUAAACCCCAUGAAUGUUCAGUAUGCGGUAAAGUGUUUAGUAUGAGUAUAUACUUAAAGGUGCACAUGAGGAUACAUGUAGGCGAUAAACCCCAUGAAUGUUCAGUAUGCGGUAAAGAGUUUAGUUUGAGUAAAUACUUAAAGAGUCACAUGAGAAUACAUACAGGUGACAUACGUCAUGAAUGUACAGUAUGCGGUAAGGGAUUUAGUACGCGUCAGAACUUACGUAGACAUGAGUAUAUACACACUGGAUAUAAACCUUAUAAAUGUGGAGAAUGUGGUAAGGAGUUUAGUCAGGAGCAGUGCUUAAAACAACACUUUUAUGUGCAUACUGGUGAAAAGCCUUUAAAAUGUAGUGUAUGUGGAAGAGGGUUUGCUGGUGGUUGGAACUUACAGAGACACAUCAAAACACACACAGGUGAUAAACCUCAUAAAUGUGACAAAUGUGAUAAAGAAUUCAUUCAAAGGAUUGACUUACAGAGACACAUGAGAACACAUACGGGAGAUAAACCUUAUAAAUGUGAUGUGUGUGGAAAAGGAUUUAGUCAGAGUCAUAGCAGAGAUACACAUGCAAGAUCACACUCUGGUGAUUAACCUUUUAAACCUUGUGAAUGAUACAUGUAUGUAUGUUAUAUGUGUAUAUUUUGUGUAGAAAAGGAUUCGGUCAGGGUCAUAGCAGAGAUAAACAUGUACGAACACACACUGUUGAUCAACCUUAACCCUGGUAAUGUUAUGUAUGUUAUAUUUGUACAUUUUGUGAAGUAAAGGAUUCAAUCAGGGUCAUUAUGCAGAGAUACAUGUGCGAACACACGACACUUGUGAUUAACCUUAAGCUUGUGAAUGUUAUGUUUGUACAUUUUGUGAAGUAAAGGAUUCAGUCAGGGUCAUAGCAGAGCGACACACACUAGUUAUAAAUUUCUUAAAUAUGAUGCAAGAGGUAUAGGGUGUUGUUAGUUUUAACAUGCAGUCACACACGAGAACAGUCAUACUAUUGUUAAGUUUUUAAAGCUCAGUUUGGUCUUUAAAUUUAUUACUACAUCUUCCAAAAGAUAAAAGAAUCUGGAUUUCGAAACUGAGAACAUGCACUCUUAAGAUUCCUAUGGAAACUGGCAGGUGGCACAAUGUUGCAAGAACCGAUUGUCUAUGUACCUUAUGUAUUGAAUGUGUUGGUGAUGAAUAUCAUUAUUUAUAUGUAUGUAAUAAUACUUAUAUCACUGAACUUAGGUAGAAAUAUAUACCGACAUAUAAUACAACACACCCAUCUGUACUGAAAAUGCAAAAGAUGCUGUCAUUAUGUCACUGCCUUUUGUUGCAUAAUUAAUCUAUAUUUUUCAGGAAACUAUCUACUCUCAUUUAGUAAGAUGUAUGUACCUAAUAAGUUUUAUGGUCUUUGGAUA
Molecule: messenger RNA, 1553 nt
Organism: Mytilus californianus (California mussel)
Lineage: Eukaryota; Metazoa; Mollusca; Bivalvia; Mytilida; Mytilidae
Product: zinc finger protein 227-like
Exons: 1
Biological process (GO): regulation of transcription by RNA polymerase II; central nervous system development
Cellular component (GO): nucleus
Molecular function (GO): DNA-binding transcription factor activity, RNA polymerase II-specific; RNA polymerase II cis-regulatory region sequence-specific DNA binding
Source: RefSeq, a predicted model, not a curated record